AUGGCAAUUAGUAAUUGCCAAAAGUUUGACAAUUUCAGGAAGCUUUUUCAAGAUGAUUUAAAAGAAUCUAGAGAAUAUAAAUUUAAUUCUGGAACGUUCAAGAAAUAUUGUCCUAAUAGUAAUUGUGGUAGUGAUACCGAUAUAGUUAACGCUGGCUGCUUAUGGUUAUUUUAUGAAUUUUUCGGUAAACUUGGUACCACAGUUGAUCCUAAUACUUAUAAGGGUGAUGUUUUAUGUAUUAUGAUAUGGUUAAGUUAUAUAUUAAGCCUAAAGCCACCUGAUAAUAUCACAAAAUUAAACGAUUUUUAUUCUAAUCAUAUACAAAAUAACGAGAAGUACACUACGCGUAAUGUUAAUGAUGAAGGAUAUGACAGUUAUAAGGAUAUCAUAGAUAAAAUAAAGGAGUAUAUGGAUAUUAAUAUUAAUCAUAUGUCUAAAUUUUAUGAAUUACUUAAAUUAUUAUGUAAUAUGAAUACUGCUUAUACGAAAAGUAAAAGUACCGAUUUUUCACAACAUGCUAAUAAAUUUGUUUAUGAAUAUGAAAAACUCCUUAAUGAUGAUAAUAAUAUUGACAACAGUUCAUACGAUAAAAUAUUAAAUGUUUUUUCCAAUUAUUAUAAUCAAUUUGAAAAAGGCAGAGCUCCUAGUAAAGCACAAAUGGAACGUCCUCAAUUACCAACAGAAAAAACAUCCAAAAAUGUUGAAGGAGGAAGUUCUAAAGAAAUAAGAACAGCUGAGCCCUCUAUUGAAAAAGGUCAAUCAAAUACUGUAACGACAAUUCUGAGUUCUAACACUACAUUAUCAAUCUCAUCACUAGUAAAUAAAUUAAUUCCAAUUUCAUUUAUAUUGGUUAUAACAAUAAUUUUAUUAGGAAUUGCAUAUAAGUAUUCGUUAUGUGGAUUUCGGAAACGAUCUCAAAAACAACAAAUAAGAGAAAAGCUAAAAAAAUAA
This is a messenger RNA of Plasmodium yoelii, 951 nucleotides long. Its product is annotated as PIR protein. The transcript is spliced from 3 exons. The record is from RefSeq and is a predicted model, not a curated record. NCBI's taxonomy places the organism in Eukaryota, Apicomplexa, Aconoidasida, Haemosporida, Plasmodiidae. The coding region runs from base 1 to 951 and encodes 316 amino acids.